UGUCUGUCUCAUUCCCUCCACACUCCACAGUCAUGGUUACACGGUUUGUCCUACUAUCAGCAUGCGUGGCUCUGGCCAGUGCCGGCGUAGUCCCGUACGCCGCCCCUGUCGCCAAGUACGCCGCCGGUCCCGCCUACGCAUCCCCGGCCUACGCCGCCCCCGCCUACGCAUCCCCGGCUUACGCCCCAGUAGCUAAAUACGCUGCCGCCCCCGUAGCCUACGCUGCUCCUGCAUACGCCGCGCCAGUUGCCAAGUACGCCCCUGCCCCAGUAGCCUACGCUGCUGCCCCUGCGUAUGUGAAGGCUGCCCCAGCUUACGCUCCUGCCUACGCUAAGGCCCCCGUUGACGAUUACGACCCUAACCCGCAGUACAGCUACGCCUACGACAUCCAGGACUCCCUCACCGGAGACUCCAAGAGCCAGCAUGAGAGCAGGGAAGGAGACGUCGUCCACGGAUCCUACAGCCUGGUCGAGCCUGACGGUUCCAAGAGGACUGUGGAGUACACCGCCGACCCCCACAACGGAUUCAACGCAGUCGUCCACAAGGAACCAGGCUACGCACCAGCACCCAAGUACGCUGCUGCCCCCGCCUACGCAGCCCCUAAGUACGCUGCCGGCCCCGCCUACGCUCCAGCCUAUGCCGCACCCGUCGCAAAGUACGCUGCUGCCCCCGCCUACGCUCCUACAUACGCAGCACCUGUUGCCAAGUAUGCAGCUGGUCCAGCAUACGGCCCCCACAGGGGGCGGACCCCCGAGCCCCCUGGGAGAAAGCCUCUCCCUUAUAUACUUGGGCGUCCCUGCGUCGUCGCAUACACUCUCUCUACCAUCUACAUAAUGGCAACUAAGAUCGUCCUUUUGUGCGGUUUUGUGGCCGGAGCCCUAGCGCUUCCCCAGUACCAUGCACCCGCCUACGCGCCAGCCCCCGUCGCUUACGCCCCCGUUGCCAAGGUCGCCGCCCCCGUAGCAUACGCCGCUGCCCCCGCCUAUGCCAAGGCCGCACCCGUUGACGACUACGACCCCAACCCUAGCUAUAGCUACGCCUACGACAUCAAGGACGGUCUGACCGGAGACUCCAAGAGCCAGCAGGAGUCUCGUCAAGGGGAUGUUGUCCAAGGAUCCUACAGCCUGGUCGAGCCUGACGGUUCCGUCCGUACCGUAGAGUACACCGCCGAUCCCCACAACGGAUUCAACGCCGUCGUCCACAAGGAUGCUGCCGCGCAUCCUGCUGCCCCCGCUUACGGCCCCGUAGCCAAGGCCUACGCCCCAGUGGCUAAAGUGGUCGCUCCUGUUCCUCACUAUGGUUAGACACGGAAUAUAUCUGUAGCUUGUUGUCAUAUGUUUGUUACCAAAUGUUAUUUAUUCAGGUCUGUUUUUAGACCGGUUGUUCUAAUAUAUUCAUAUGUUUUGUAUGCUCAUAAAAAAUAACACGUGAUAUUGUUAUUUCAAAA
Messenger RNA from Macrosteles quadrilineatus (aster leafhopper), 1447 nucleotides. RefSeq names its product cuticle protein-like. The transcript is spliced from 4 exons. Bases 33 to 1304 code for a protein of 423 amino acids. The record is from RefSeq and is a predicted model, not a curated record. Gene Ontology annotation, cellular component: extracellular matrix. NCBI's taxonomy places the organism in Eukaryota, Metazoa, Arthropoda, Insecta, Hemiptera, Cicadellidae.